Messenger RNA from Hemibagrus wyckioides, 10538 nucleotides. RefSeq names its product REV3 like, DNA directed polymerase zeta catalytic subunit (gene rev3l). Gene Ontology annotation, cellular component: nucleus; zeta DNA polymerase complex. The record is from RefSeq and is a predicted model, not a curated record. Gene Ontology annotation, molecular function: DNA-directed DNA polymerase activity; DNA binding; nucleotide binding. Lineage: Eukaryota; Metazoa; Chordata; Actinopteri; Siluriformes; Bagridae. Gene Ontology annotation, biological process: error-prone translesion synthesis; double-strand break repair via homologous recombination. The coding region runs from base 624 to 9617 and encodes 2997 amino acids. The transcript has 32 exons.
GAGAGGAGGUGGUGGGGGGGGAUAAUGGCGUUGAUUAGAGACAGCGCUGUGUGCUCGGGUUACACAGGCGGAGCGCGAGGAAAGCUGGACACUCACCGCGAGCUGGACAUUACCCUUAUUAUUAAAGGUGGACUGUGACACGGCGUUAAAACGUGCGCGGGGUUUGUUUGGUUUUGCGCGCGUGACGUGAGAAGCGGAUUUAGUGGUGUGUGUGGAGCUUUACGCGCGUGCUGUAUCCGCCAAAAAGGAAGAGAAGAAGAAGAAGAAAAAAAAGGAGUGUGACUUAACCAGUGAGGAAUGAUCCUCAUUACAGCGGCUGUCAUGUCCUUAUACUGGGACUGGCUUUAAAAAUCCUCUAGUGUGUGUGUGUGUGUGUGUGUGUGUGUGUGUGUGUGUUUACGUGCCGCAGCUGCAGGUUUGGGUCAAAGCCAGGAGCUAGAACCAGAUCCCAGCUUGAACCAGGAGGAGAUCAUCUUCAUCAUCAUCUUCAUCAUCAUCAGAUUCUAAUUGGAACCCAGAGAGGAGCAUGCAUCCUCGUCGCGGUGUGUGUGUGAGCUCGCGCUCUGCUCAACAACACCAGCAGGAUCUGUAGAAGAAGAAGAAGAAGGUCGAGGAGGAGCUCCAUGAUGUUCUCUGUGCGCAUUGUGUGUGCUGAUUAUUACCUGUCCAGGCCUCUGCAGCUGCUGGACGUCUGCUUCUCCCAGUUCAGGGACGCAGAGGUGCACAGAGUACCUGUGGUGCGGAUAUUCGGGGCCACACCGGCAGGUCAGAAGACAUGUCUGCACGUGCAUGGCGUGUUUCCGUACAUCUACGUGCCCUAUGAUGGCUUUGGGCAGGAGGCGGAGCGUUACCUGCGACAGGUGGCCUUCAGCAUCGACCGAGCCGUCAACGUCAGCAUGGGAAACCCGUCCUCACACACACAACACGUCUUCAAGAUCACACUCGUCUCCGGCAUGCCAUUCUAUGGAUUUUACCCCCAUGAGAAGCCAUUUAUGAAGAUUUACCUCUAUAACCCUCAGAUGGUUAAAAGAGUGUGUGAGCUGCUGCAGGGUGGAGCUGUGAUGAAUAAGUGUUUCCAGCCUCAUGAGGCUCACAUCCCAUUCCUGCUGCAGUUCUUCAUCGACUUCAACCUGUACGGGAUGAACCUCAUCCACCUGUCAGUGGUGCGCUUCAGACGGCACACAGCAGACCCCACUGAGCAGUCUGUAGAAGAUGACAGUACACUGAAAAGCUCCAGGCUCAGUGAGAGUGUGUUAGGAGGAACGUUUGCUCGCUGGGAUGAGAAUCAGUUACCCAGCUCUUUGGUGUUGGAACAUGUGGAGAGGGUGAGUGUGUGUGAGCUGGAGGCCGACGCUGUAGCAGCAGACAUCCUGAAUCGACUGGAGAUCGAGAAUCAGAUCGGAAGGAAUCCCGGCCUGCAGGCCAUCUGGGAAGAUGAGAAGCAGAGACGGAGAGAGAGGAACGAGAGCUCACAGAUAGAAACACCUCAGUCUCAGGAUCGUCCGUGCAUGGAGCCGGUGGAGAGCGAGAGGUUCUUCAUGAAGAGGUUAAAGGAGAAGCUAAGAGAGAACCAGUUUGAUGUGACACAGAGUGGCGUUGUAGCUGAUGAUGAAGAUGAAGAGGGAGUUGAUGAGGAUUUCCCUGACCUCUCCCUUCAUGCAGAUGAUCUGAGUCCUGGUGAUCCACCACCAGCAAGCCAGGUGGAGGUGCACAAAGAUAUGCCCACAGACAAUAAAUGGUCUGAUGCCAAAGCUGCAGAAGUGGCUGUUGUGGAUGAAGAGGCCAUCUUGAGCUUGUUGGAGAGCAGUCAGACAUUCUUGCCCAUGUCUCAAAAGUCCAACAAGUCCCUUCUUCUCAAUAACAGUCAGGAUCAAGCGAUGGUGGACUUUCUCGAGGGACUUGCAGAUCAUCGAUUUCAAAAAGAUGUUCCUAUAACCGCCCCUCGUCAGGAGAUAUCAGGAAGUCUUAGCUGCCCCUACAACAGUGAUGAAGAAGAGGCAGUGCCUGAGCUGGAGAAAGAAGAAGCAGAUCUGAGCAUGAUGAUGUCGCAAAGAUGGGAUACGGAUAUUCCAGAACCGCCUGCUCGUCGGCUAGAAGCACAUGAAAGCUUGAGUGAAGAAGAGCAUGAGAUGUCGGAGGAAGAGAUGGACUGGAGUGGAAACAACAAUAUUUUUGCUGAUCUGUCUAUUCCCCAACUGGAUGGGGCUGCAGACGAGAGCAGCGAUUCAUCGUUAUCUGACAAAGGAUCCCGAACCCACUCAUCUCUUACUGCUAACGAUAAGUUGUUGGGCAGGAAAAAUCAUUUCCAGAGUGAAACUGGUCACCUAGAACCCCCAUCCUCACCUAAAAUCCUUCUCGAGUGCAAACACCCUGACCAUAGACAGUCCCUGUCACUUGAUAAGGAGGAACCAGGUGACAAGAACCUUCCUGAUAAAAGUCAGGAAGCUAGUGAACCAUUAACAGGGUUCAAAGUGAAUAAAGACAUUCCUUAUAUCCCUCCAGUCAAGCACCCAAUUCCUUCAAAUAUGUCCCCGGUUGGUACUGACAGAAUGGGCGGGUACUCGCAUUACACAGACGAGAACAAAGCUGGAGGUGUGAACCAGCCAGAUCCUGAAUGUUUGAGUUUUGGAACCUCAAAGCACUCCCAAAGCUGCAAAAAGUAUAGUAACGUGAAAAAUGCUGAGAAGAAUCACAUUUCCGUCUUGCAGAAUCACAGUAUUUCUUUGUGCUAUUCUGAGCUUAGGAACUGCUCACCUAAAACCGAGCUGGAGAAAAGUCCAAAAGACUCUAGAACCUCCCCCAUGCUGAGGAAUAUAGAACAAGCUCCAAGCAUAGUGAAAGGUCUUGAGUGUCUGGUACCUCAGGAGGGUAAAAUGGAGCAGGACGGUGAAGAAGGUGAUGUUGGGGAGCUUAAGAUCAGAUACGAAGACUACCAGGAAAACAAAACAGAAAGGAAAAUAGUAGCCCAACAGGAGGCACACUACAAAUUCUUUCCCAGUGUUAUUCUCUCAAACUGCCUCUCCAGGCCUUUGAAGAAGCAGGUCAGAAGUAAGACGGUCGAUGGCGCUUGUAGCUUGGAUCAUUUGGAGCAAAAAAGGUCAAGAAUGAAGUUAAACAAGAAGAGGAACAGUCCAUCAAGUCAAAAGAGAGCAAGUCUGACCGAAUGUUCACAAACUUCCGAAAUUGAUGUUGCUACAGGUUUGACCCUAAUCACACCAGUCCAGCCAAGCAAGGAAAUGGAGGAGAAUGCUGAGAUGGAAACCUCAGAACUCGUGAAAUCUGAUGAAGUUUCAGCUGAAGGUUCUAUUAAGAAAAGUCCGCCAGAUCUUCCUGACAAAAUAGCAUGCACUGAAGUGUCUAGUUUACCUGGCAGCAAGUAUACCUUACGCACAAAACGUAAAAUGAUCAGUUACGACAGCGAAGAUGGUGAACGCUUGAGUCCUCCUUCUUUCAAACAAGCUUUGGCACAUCGAGACAGCCUUAAAGAAAACCAUUUGCUCACCAGUGGUCGAAAAAAGAGGAAGUUGUCUAAAAAAGAGCCACCGGUCAUCAUCAAAUACAUUAUAAUCAACAGGUUUAAAGGCCAAAAGAACAUGUUGGUAAAGAUGGCCAGGAUCAAAGGAGAUGAGCCACAAGUGGUACUAACACCACAGAAGCUUGAGCAUUAUGAUAAGCUUGCCCCUCUGAAAGACUUCUGGCCCAAGGUUCCAGAGUCGACAGCUGUCCGUUAUCCUGUUCCUGAACCAAAGGUAAAGAAACACCCCAAACGGAAGGCCAAGGUCACACUACAAUCAGGGAAACUUGCCAACCUUCCUAAAACAAGCUUCAUAAAAGGCCACAAGAUCAGCAAGACUAAGAAAGUUAAAAGGUUAUCUUUAACAAAGCUGCCUGCUCCUAGGCCUUGUUAUAAUGAUCUCACUGAUGACUUCUGCAGAGAGUAUUCUGACGUACUGAUGGAUUUGGGUUAUCUCUCUGAAAGAGCACCCAGUCCUACUGAUUCAACCCCACCUCGAUGCUGGUCUCCAACUGACCCCCUUUUAGAGUCAGACUCGAAUGCUUGUUUAAUAAACCCUCACAGUGAUCCUUGUUUUAGCUUGCCUUGUAAAGGCACAUCCAGAAACCAUUGUGGUAGUAGGGGAAGGGCAGCUAAACCAAGGAAACCUUCUGGUGCUAGCCCAAAACAGAAAACUAAAUCUGCUAUUAAGCCAUCUGAGGGUGAAAUGGUACCUGGAGAAACAUCAAAAAACAAUCGAAGAACUUCAAGAAAGCCAAAGAAAGACGUUGAUAUUCGGGAAGAAACUGACAAAUCUGCUCCUCAGAAAAACAGGAGGUCUUGCAAGAAAAAACAGGUAGAGAGAUUGGAAAGGUCUUCUGUGGUUUCAGGACCUCUAAAUAGUUCACAGUCUUUAUAUCCAGUUGAUGACCUUCCAUUAACACAAACACUAUCUGAUGAUUUGUCUCCAUAUCAGCACCCAGGUUCCUGCCAAAAAGAUCUUGAGGUCAGUAGUGAUUCUCAAGCACUACCGUAUACCACUGAACCAAAAUCUGAGUCUGUCCAUUCGAACACUGGUGAUGAACUGGACAGCAGUGUUCCUGCUUCAAUACACGGUUCUCAGUCUUCUCAGAGGACUGCUAAUCCUUCUGCAUUACCAUGCUCAGUCAUAAAACGCAGCAACACCAACUCGGGUUCACUCACUGCAAAUGAUGAUGGAGCCAGUUUAUGUGAAUUUAAAACUGAGGCUUUUGGUGGAAAACAAACUCCUAAAGAUGUUCAUUAUUCACAGCCAGACCCAAAGAUGCCUGCCAAACCCAGGAGACGUCAGGCCAAAAAGAAUGUAGAAAACACUUCGGUUCAAACCCAUGAAAUUACGACACCCUUGAAUGUUUUAAUGCACGGACCUCAAAAAGAUCUUGCCGAAUUAAAAUCGGUGCCAAAGAAUGGAGAGACACCAGCUCAAUCAGAGAUGCCUUCUGGCAUUGCAGUUUUGAAGGCACUGCUCCAGAAAAGACAGUCCAAGGAGGGGCAGUGCUCUCAGGGAGAUAAUGGAUUAAACAGUGUUUCUAACACUAAAAAAGCUUCUGAAGUUGCAAAACCUAGAAAAGCAUCUUCAGCGACAUCAAGAAAGCCCAGAAUCCAGAGAGUGCCCAAAGAGUCGAAGCCAAGAAGUAAAAAAGGAAAGAAUGGCAAAACGGAAGACUCCGUUCGAUUGGAACCUCCGAUUUCAGACGGGAGCCCUGUGUUUUUAUCUGAUCCUGGUUUUGACAGCUCUUACUCCAUUGAAGAUAGCCUAUCUCCUGAGGUUCCUCACAAUUACAGUUUUGACAUCAACGCUGUUGGCCAGGCUGACUUUUCUAGCCUGUAUUCCGGUAGCCAGUUUGUUUUAACAGACAAGAACUUGCCUCAGAAGUUCCUCAGUGAUAACAAACAGGAACCAGUGUCCUCUCUGGAUUUGGAGAACGGUCAAGAAAAGGUCGUAGAUGUUGUAGAGAACUGCUUGCAUGAAUCGGAGAGGACAGGUAGCCCUGAGCUCUUUGAUAGGUCCUCUGGUGGAGAGCAUGAAGGUUUAUCGAAUGAGUUCUGUCUGUCUCUUCUGGACUCUGAGAAGGUUUUGAGAAACAGAAACUGGGGCAUUUCAUUGGCCAAAAUGCAUGGGAGCCACUUUCAAGACUUUCACUGUGAGAAAAGUGACCUGUUAUUACGUCCCGAUCACUUCUUACCCCUGACAUCCGUCUCCUUUGCUGAUAAUGGCGUGUCACCAACUGGGGAUUUGCUGGACGGUAGUGAGGUUUUUACAUCAACAACUCCCAGCAGUUCACCACGGUCUAUCAGCUCUCUCUCACAAAUAAGGGGUAGUAGUCAAGUUCAGAAGAAUGUAGGAGUUCAUAUCCUCAAGCCCCUAAUGUCCCCUCCUAGUCGGGAGGAGAUUCUUUCUACCCUGCUGGAGCUGGAUCUUUCAGAGGCCACCUAUCAAGAACCUUUCUGCAGUGACCCCUCUGAUCUGCCUUUGAGACCAAGAGAGAUCGGUGGGCGUAAGCUAAUUCUGGAAACAAGGUUGGCAAAAGAUUUGAGUGAGUUUGUUGGUGGGUUAUCACAAGAAGGUCUGCAAUUCUGGAAAACCGCGUUCUCUGCCAUGACACGUCCAGGCUCUUCACCCUCUUGUGGCACUGAUUCGUCAAACAUGGCCAAAGACACCAAGGAACAGAGCAGUCUGUCUCCCUCUAGUGGUCAGAAGGUCAUUUUACUGCCUUGUAAAAGUGCUCCAAGCCGGGAACGUGUACAACUAUGGUUGCAAGCUAAGAGACAAUUUGAGUGCCUUCAGAGAGAUCGGAAAAGAAGGCUCGGUGCGCCGAGUGUGAUCCCGGUCCAGGACGAGAAUAAAUUGCCACAGUCCGAAAGCAUUUCGCCUCUCUCUCAGAAGCAGGUGGAGGCAGCGUCAGCACUGCAGACUCUCAGGAAGAAGGAGUUAACUCUGCCGCUCAGUAUAUCUCCAGUAGAGGCAGGCGCCUCGAGCAAGGAGGUUAAAUGUGUCCUGGAAGCUGAAAUAACAGGGCAAGAUGGGAAUUCCAUCAAACAAACCCGAUCUCCAGACCCUUCCUUUCUACCAUCAUGGCACCAAAUGGACCUGAACAACAAGAAGGAGGAAUUAGGUGAUGGAUUAAUGUCCCCCAAGCUAGGCGUUGAUCCAUUCUCACCAGAAAGCAUUAAACCAAAGCAGUUUCUUAGUCCGUCCCCAUUUUCUCUAAAGGAGCAGGAUGAGGAGAGUUCAGGUCCCGCCGUCCUCCACAGUACCCCCAUCCUCAAGAGCAAGAACAGGAGCAGUGGAACCUCUCAGCUUACAGACUGCAGCCCUGGAUCAGAAGACACAGAGCCGAAAUCUCAGAGAUUCCAGCAAAGGAGAAACAGCAACAAGAGCGCACUGCGUCGAGUUCUGCUCACAACACAAAUGAAGAAUCAGUUCGCUGGUCUGAAUGUACCCAAAGGGGACAACUCUCAGAUCGAGGGUCCGUCGCUAUGCAACUCGUAUGGGUUCAAAGUCGGUAUGCAGAACCUACAGGAAGCUAAAGCGCUGCACGAGGUGCAGCACCUGACAGUGAUGGCUUUGGAGCUGCAUGCUCGGACACGCCGUGACCUGAAGCCUGACCCCGAGUUCGACCCCAUCUGUGCCUUAUUUUACUGCCUCAGCUCCGACACACCUCUUCCUGAAUCGGAGAAGAAACAGAUAACCGGCGCUGUGGUCAUUGAUAAAGACUGUCACUCCUCAGGACAAGGCUCCAGGAGCACAGCGCCCCUGCUGGUUCGAUCUGGUGUUGCAGAUCUGCAGGUCAUUUACACUGUUGAUGAGAAGGAGCUGUUUGAAGAAGUCUGCAAAAUAAUGAGGAAGUAUGAUCCUGAUAUUCUGGUUGGUUAUGAGGUUCAGAUGCACUCUUGGGGUUACCUGUUACAGCGAGCAUCAGCGCUCAGUGUGGAUCUGUGCCAACAAAUUUCCCGAGUGCCAGGUGAUACCAAGGAGAACCGCUUCUCUGAGGAUAAAGACGAGUAUGGGACUGAGGUGAUGUCCGAGAUCCACAUCGUCGGGCGCAUCACCAUCAACCUGUGGAGGAUCAUGAAGACCGAGGCAGCGUUGAAUAACUACACCUUUGAGAGUGUAGCGUUUCACCUGCUGCAUCAGCGUUUCCCUCUUUACACACACCGAACUCUCUCUGACUGGUUCGACCACAACACACACCUCUACAGGUGGAAGGUGGUGGACCACUACAUGAGCCGUGUCUGUGGUGUGAUGCAGCUCCUGAAGCAGAGAGAUGUUGUGGGUCGCACCAGUGAGUUUGCCCGAGUGUUUGGGAUUCAGUUCUACCACGUCCUCACACGAGGCUCCCAGUACCGUGUUGAGUCGAUGAUGUUGCGCAUUGCUAAGCCGUUGAACUUCAUAGCGGUGAGCCCGAGCGUGUCUCAGCGAGCCCAGCAGAGGGCGCCUCAGAGUGUGCCGCUGAUCUUGGAGCCGGAGUCUCGUUUCUAUAGUAACUCGGUGCUGGUGCUGGACUUCCAGUCUCUCUACCCGUCUGUGGUCAUCGCCUACAACUACUGCUACUCCACCUGCCUGGGCCAUGCCCACAACCUCGGAACGUCUGAUGAGUUUAAGUUUGGUUGUACGUCUCUGCGUGUUCCUCCUGAUCUCCUCUAUCAGCUCCGUAAUGACAUCACCAUCUCUCCGAAUGGAGUAGCCUUUGUGAAGGCGUCUGUGCGUAAAGGACUGCUCCCCCGGAUGUUGGAGGAGAUCCUACACACUCGUUUGAUGGUGAAGUCGGUGAUGAAGUCGUACGGCGGUGAUGAAGCUUUGCUCCGCCUCCUUGAUGCUCGUCAGCUCGGCCUCAAGCUCAUCGCUAACGUCACCUUCGGCUACACCGCAGCAGCCUUCUCUGGACGCAUGCCCAGUGUGGAGCUUGGAGACAGCAUCAUACACAAAGCCAGAGAGACGCUGGAGAGAGCCAUCAAACUGGUCAAUGACACCAAGAAGUGGGGGGCAAGAGUGGUGUACGGAGACACGGACAGUAUGUUUGUGUUGUUGAAGGGAGCGACUAAAGAGCAGGCGUUUAAGAUCGGGCGUGAGAUCGCUGAAGCAGUGACUGCCACCAACCCCAAACCCAUAAAACUCAAAUUUGAGAAGGUGUACCUGCCGUGUGUGUUACAGACUAAGAAGCGUUAUGUAGGCUACAUGUACGAGUCUCUGGAUCAGAAGGACCCGGUGUUUGAUGCUAAAGGCAUCGAGACCGUACGCCGUGACGGCUGUCCUGCUGUUGCCAAGAUCCUGGAGCGGUCAGUGAAGCUGUUGUUUGAGACGAGGGACAUCUCUCUGGUGAAGCAGUAUGUCCAGAGGCAGUGUGUGAAGGUUCUGGAAGGACGAGCCAGUUUACAGGAUCUGACCUUCGCUAAAGAGUACAGAGGGAGUGCCUCCUACAGGCCAGGAGCAUGUGUACCUGCACUGGAGCUGACCAGGAGGAUGAUGUCACAUGACCGUCGUUGGGAGCCACGAGUUGGUGAGCGUGUGCCGUACGUCAUUGUGUACGGUUCUCCUGGGGUUCCUCUGAUCCAGCUGGUGCGACACCCCCUGGAUGUUCUGCAGGAUCCUGCACUUCGCCUCAACGCUAUUUACUACAUCACUAAACAGAUCCUCCCUCCUCUUGCUCGCAUCUUCAACCUGAUCGGGGUCGACGUCUUCAGCUGGUACCACACCCUGCCACGGGUGCAGAAGUGGUCCUCAUGUCCAGGAGGUGGUGGUGGUGGAGGCGGUGCUGUAGGGGAGGAGUCUCUGAGGAAGGGGACGAUCUCUCAGUACUUCACCACGCUGCACUGCCCGGUGUGUGAUGAACUGACCCAGCUGGGAGUGUGUGAGCGCUGCAGGGCCGAACCUCAGCGCGUCGCCGUGACGCUGCAUCACAACCUCCGAGUGUGGGAGCAACAACAUGACCAGCUCCUAAAGGUGUGUAUAAGCUGCAGCGGCAGUGCAGACAGACAGGCUGUCUGUGUCUCUCUCGACUGUCCAGUCUUGUAUAAACUGUCCCGGGUGAACAGACAGCUCCACAACGCCCCCUACCUGCGACAACUCCUGCAACAACUCUAACACCACCUGUCUGUCUCUCUCUCUCGCUCUCUCUGUCUGUCUGUCUCUCUUUCAGUUAGCGUGGUGCUACGACGUCAGUGUUUUUGUGAUUCAGUAUAAAGCGGUGCUGUGUGUGUGUGUGUGUGUGUGUGUUUAUAACUCGCAUCAGAUCGGAGUUGGCGGUCAUUCGGACAUUUUGCAUGCGAGUGCGAGUUUUUGCACCGUCCAAUCGGAGACGUCUCCGCAACCCCAGGCUCCGCCCCCUCGUGUGUGUGUGUGUUUUUUCUUUAUUCUGAUGCUUCACAGUCUCUCUGUAACUCUUUAUUAUAAAGUAUUAGACCUCGAGUCCGGUCCUGACCCAGCCGCGUCUUUUAACGUUAACGUGUAAAUAAAAGCUGUACAGUGACCGACGGUCCGGUCGCUCACACCGACGUCCCGGUCAGGAACGGGACGUGUUUUUAAAGCGCCAGAUCAAAGCCGCUGACUCUUCAGGACACGCCCACCUUUCAGGGUCCCGUGUUUUUGGACAGAUUUGAUACAGUGUUAUAAACGGAGUAUUUCUUAAAGCGGCCGUUUGUGUAAAUAGGGGGUUUAAUCCGAGACUAAAGAUCUGGACUGCAAGUCUGUAUUUUUCACCACUUCCUGUUUCAGGGGGGUUUUUUUGGUUUCACGUCACUGUGGAUUUCUGGAGAAAACACUAAUAACUGCGUUUUUUAAAUAAAAAAAACCAACAAAAUAACAGAAAGGCGUUUCUAAGCUUUGUGUAAAACCUGAAUGUGUGUUGGUCAUGAGCUGUAUAAAGAAAAGAGAAGAAGAGUGUGUAUCUGUAAACUUGUACAAAGUCUGUGACUUCCGUUUUGUUGUGUUUGUUUUUUUUAAUAGAUGUCGUGCCAUGAUAUGACAACAAAUUGAUUUAAUUAAAUGUGACGUAUUCAACUGGUU